CGAUAGAAAACGGGCAGCUAUGCCGCGCGCUGCAGAAAACGGGCUGGACGCGUCCGCUUGGAACAACGGCCGGUGUACCGGAGGACUGACCCGGGGACUGCGGGACCGGGAGGCUGCUGACAGGCGCUAACAGCUAACGUUUCCCCGGGGAUAAGCUCCUCCUGAGACGGCGGAGAAAGCGGCAGACUCCGCUCCGUCUUCCGCCUCCCUCUCCUCUUGUCCGCCUGAGAGACACCGAGUCACAAGCGAUGUUGCAACUAAACGUCUAGGAUUUGUCCCCGUCGUCCGUUAGCGAGCAGAGAGCGUAAACAGAAGCCCACAGAGACAGUAAGCGACCGCCGCGGCUCCACGAUGCCUUCGCUGGCGCUCCGCAACAGGAGGUGCGUUCACGGCGGCUGUGUGGGGACGCUGUGUUUGCAGCUGCUGCUGUGGAUUUUAUGUGCCGUGAACGGAGAGGAGCAGCCGUUCAGUGUGGAGGCGUGGCUCCAGAGGUACGGCUACCUCCCUGCUGCAGACCCCAGAAUGUCAGUGCUGCGUUCUGCCCGAGUCAUGCAGUCCGCUAUCGCUGCCAUGCAGCGCCGCUACGGCCUCAAUGUCACAGGAGCUCUGGACGGAAACACUAUAGACGAUAACACGAUAAGGUGGAUGAAGAAGCCCAGGUGUGGGGUUCCUGACCAGAUAGGGGGUGCGUCCAGAUUCAGUGUGAGGAAACGGCGGUACGCCCUCACUGGACAGAAGUGGCAGCACAAACAUAUCACAUACAGUAUAAAGAACGUGACGCCCAAGGUGGGUGCUGAGGAGACCCACGAUGCCAUUCGGCGAGCCUUUGACGUUUGGCAAAACGUGACGCCGCUGCGCUUUGAGGCUGUGCCCUACAGCGAGCUGGAGAGGACCAAGAAGGACGUGGACAUCACCAUCAUCUUCGCUUCGGGUUUCCACGGCGACAGCUCGCCAUUUGAUGGCGAGGGUGGUUUCCUGGCUCAUGCCUACUUCCCUGGGCCGGGAAUAGGAGGCGACACGCACUUUGACUCAGAUGAGCCGUGGACGCUGGGAAACCCCAACCAUGACGGUAAGCAUCGAUCGAUAGUGUUAUCUGAACCCCACCUGAACCUGAACCUGAACCUGAACUGA
Molecule: messenger RNA, 1131 nt
Organism: Toxotes jaculatrix (banded archerfish)
Lineage: Eukaryota; Metazoa; Chordata; Actinopteri; Toxotidae
Product: matrix metalloproteinase-16
Exons: 5
Coding region: 352-1131 (259 amino acids)
Biological process (GO): extracellular matrix organization; proteolysis; collagen catabolic process
Cellular component (GO): extracellular matrix
Molecular function (GO): metalloendopeptidase activity; zinc ion binding
Source: RefSeq, a predicted model, not a curated record